CUCUUCUUUUUCUUUCUUUGUGCGGCCAAAAGCAGUAGGGCGGCUUCUACACUGAGCUCGCUCGCUCCCCAACUUUGACCGUCAUGGAUUUCUCCCACCUCUCCGACUCCGAGGAAGACUCCGCCGUAGAAGACCUCCUAUCCCAAGCCAAAGACUACAUCCUCCUCGAGCAGCUCUCCGCCAUCAACUGCUCCGGCUUCACCGACUCCGUCCUCCCCACCGACCUCGAGUCCCGCUUCUGCAGACUCAAGUCUUUCCCCGUCACCAAACACAAGACCACCGCCUCCCGCCCACCUCAAACCACCGCUUCGUUCCGCCAUGAUUCGGUUCAGGCUGAAAACCCAGAUGAGAAAAAGGCUCCUAAUCCGAAAUCACAGUCUGGGUAUGAGUCACCGCCUUUGGAAUCGUCGGAGUUUUCACCGGAAAAGGGAAUGACGGCUGCGAAACCGAAGCCAAAACAUGGGUCGGUUUCGUCUCGCUCGAAUUCUUCGAAUUCAUCUCCCGAUAGUGCAAUUUUCUCACCGGCCAAGAGAGUUUCAGGCAAGAAGCAGCGUUCUAAAUUGAAAUCGAAAUCUGGGUGGUUGUCUUCUCCGUUGGGUUCUUGCAAUUCGUUGAGGAAUGAUUCUCCUUCGCCGCCGAGGAAAGCCGGUUGCUUCUGGUGUUCUCCAAAGACAAAGAGUGCUUCUUCUCAGAGAAAGAGCAAGGAAAAUGGGGGUGUUGGUGGUGGGCUUGGUCUCAAUUUCAGCGACGACGAUGAGCUCUUGUCGGAUUUGGGAAGCUUUUCGAAGAAAGAGCAGAGCAAGAUGCUAAAGAAGGCGAUGAAGGAGGAAGAGAAGAUCAGUAGAGAAGCUGAGAAAAUUGUCAAGUGGGCUAAGCAAGAGUCGGCUAGAAUGAAUGUCACUGGUAUUGAUGAUGAACUUAGUGAUGAUUAGAAUAGUAUUACUACUAUGGUAAUUAAUCAUUUUGGUUUUGAUGGAAGCAAAUUAGCAAGUAUAGGUGGAAAUCUGUUUUUGUUUGUGUGUUCAUCUUAUAUAUAAGUAAUGGUAUACAUGAAAGCUGUGUUAUAGAUGGUGAAGUUCCUUUGAAUUGUUGAAAUUGAAUGAAAUGUGCAAGAAAAGUUAUCUUGAUACA
Rosa rugosa (rugosa rose) is the source of this 1131-nucleotide messenger RNA. RefSeq lists its product as uncharacterized. Bases 84 to 932 code for a protein of 282 amino acids. The record is from RefSeq and is a predicted model, not a curated record. NCBI's taxonomy places the organism in Eukaryota, Viridiplantae, Streptophyta, Magnoliopsida, Rosales, Rosaceae. The transcript has a single exon.